Messenger RNA from Neurospora tetrasperma FGSC 2508, 2151 nucleotides. RefSeq lists its product as uncharacterized. The transcript has a single exon. Gene Ontology annotation, biological process: negative regulation of phosphatase activity; negative regulation of transcription by RNA polymerase II. The coding region runs from base 58 to 1944 and encodes 628 amino acids. Gene Ontology annotation, molecular function: phosphatase inhibitor activity; transcription corepressor activity; chromatin binding. NCBI's taxonomy places the organism in Eukaryota, Fungi, Ascomycota, Sordariomycetes, Sordariales, Sordariaceae. The record is from RefSeq and is a predicted model, not a curated record.
UCCAAUCCUCCGUUUGCCUCCAUCAUCGCCCUUCGUCCCACCCUCCAAUCAACCACCAUGGCAGUAUCAAGAGACCAUCUUGCCGAUCUUGACCGGCAUAUGCAGCUGCUGGAGGGCAAGGUCAACCAGCUUCACGCAUCUCUGACCCACUGGCAACAAACCUACUUCGAGUAUGCAGCACUCAAAGAGGAGGUGGACGGCUUGCCCAAGGACCCGUCUCCCCGCACCGAGCUUGCUCGCAUCCGACGCGACUAUGACGGCACUAUCAUCACCAAGAAAGAAAUCAACGAGAUUUUUGGCGAAAAUGAUCUCAAGGAAGCUGAUCAAAUUUCCAGUGUCCUCGGUCGCCGUCUCGAUUACGUUGAGAAGAACGUCGAUACGCUGACGAAGCUUGUUGAAACGGAGGAAAAUAAACUCGCGGCGGCAAAAGUCAUUGCCAACCCUGAUGGCGGCACAGAUGAAGAGACCGGUCUUCCCAUUACGGAUAUCAUUGAGGAACUGGAUGACGAAGAUAAUAUCGUUCAGUACCGCCUGCAGAGCGGAGGUGAGGUCGGUAGGAGGGUCGAGGAAGCUCUCAAAAAGGCCGGCAUCGAGAAGCUCCCGGAAACCCAGGCCGAUCUUCCUCAGGCUCAGGCCAAAUCCAACACCACACAAGAGAACCAAUCAGUCGAGCAACAUCAACCUACUGCUACCUCUGCCGCUGCUGCAUCUACUACCACGAGCGAAUCCUCGAGCACGACUCCGAUUACACCAUCUACAAGCUCCGGAAAGAGUGUCACGUUUGCCGAUGAUACCAAGUCCGUCGACCAAUUGCCGACUACAGCUGGCAAACUCACGCAGCUCAUGCAAAAGGUCAAAGAACAGGAUGCAAUGGAUAUGUCGAAAGCUGUGAUACCCAAGGACGAGUCGGAGGACGAAAGCCAGUUGCGCGCCGACAUGCUCCAGUACAUGCAGGAAGAAAUCCAUCCCAUCGUUGCUGAACUCGAGAUUGACGAAGGGUCCACCGAGGAUGAGAAUGCGGAGUGGGAUGAAUAUGAGGACGAGCUAGAAGAGGAUGACGAUGAUGAGGAUGAGUUUGGACGCUCCAAGCAUAGCGUGAUCACCAGUGAUUAUAUUCAGCGCAUGCAGGAGCUUGAGAAGCGCUUGGGCUUCAAGUCUGCGUUCACUGUCGAGCGUCAGAAGCCCCAGCAACCGGAUGAUGAAGAUCGCAAGGAUGCUGGUGGCGGCUACAUCACUGUUGUCAGGGAACCUCGCUCAACGCCGGUAUCGGUAUCGGCGCCAACACCAGCGCCGGAGAACACUCAGUCAGAGCCAACCGCCUCGUCUCUGAAGUCCAAGGGGAAGGCAAAGGAGAAGAAGGGUGUGCGGUUCGCCACAGAGCUGGACAUUGCCCCUGAGGAGGAAAUUCAGCCGGCUGUGCAGCCGAAGCCCGCUGCGCCAAAGGUGCCCUUAGUCAAUCCUGUUGGGGGUAUUGUCGAACAUGGAGCUGUGGCUAGUAACCCGACAACGCAAGAGCAGGAGCCGGAAGAGCCAGAGCCUCCCAAGCGUGUGUCACGGUUUAAGAAAGAACGAGCGUCAACCGGGAAAGCUGCUGCUCCGGCCGCGGCAUCCCCACCUCCUGGCCCGCUCCAGCUACCGCAGCGUUUCCGCGAGUCUCAUUCGGCCCCUCCUGCCGAGCCCACUCCUCCCGAGGAUCAAAUUCUGGUCAAUCAGGUUGUCGAGAGAAAUGUCCUGUCUGCGCCGCAGGAGCCGGAUGACAUGGACGACGAGCUCCUGUACCGGGCGGCGGCGGUUGAAUACAAUCGGUUGCGGAAUCGCAUGAUCCAGAAGGAGGGAGGCUUUAUGAAGCCCGAGGAGGAACAACCCGUCGUCCCGCUGGACGAGGAAGAAGGCGGUCCGCCGCGCAUGAGCAGAUUUAAGGCGGCUCGUUUGGCCAGAUCAUGAUGGCCUGGUUGAUCUGAUACCCCUCAUGUUCUGGUCCGUCCAAGAGGUUGUCGGCAGUGUCGAUUUACAGCAGGAAUGAACUAUAUCAGCACCCUCGCUUGCCUUUUGGCAUUAUCUGUUCCUGACGAUUUCUUGUUCGCGAUCAUAGGCACCACUUCUUUGUCUAUCUCCCUGAUCAAAUUAUGCGAUUGUGCGUUAUGGACUAAC